This is a messenger RNA of Suncus etruscus (white-toothed pygmy shrew), 2798 nucleotides long. It is a transcript of the gene TTLL13, whose product is annotated as tubulin tyrosine ligase like 13. Gene Ontology annotation, biological process: protein polyglutamylation; microtubule cytoskeleton organization. Gene Ontology annotation, cellular component: cilium. The transcript is spliced from 13 exons. Bases 28 to 2466 code for a protein of 812 amino acids. Gene Ontology annotation, molecular function: tubulin binding; tubulin-glutamic acid ligase activity. NCBI's taxonomy places the organism in Eukaryota, Metazoa, Chordata, Mammalia, Eulipotyphla, Soricidae. The record is from RefSeq and is a predicted model, not a curated record.
CUUAGCAGGGCUCAGAGGACCAGAACAAUGCCAGAAAUCAGGCCCAGGACCCUGCUACCCUUCCAUCCACAUCCACACACACAUCCCACGCCCAUCCAGGGACUAAAAGCUCUUCCCUUGGGGUCUACUUCUCGCCUGCUCCAGCAUGAACCCCAUAGUCUUGUAGCUUUUGAAGUGAUCCUUGAUGGAUUGGGCUUGAGGGUGCGUGAACCCCAUUUCCCACUUAGAGACAUGAUACUGGGGGCGAUGCUGUUGCCAAACUGCGAGCUGAUUCCAGGAGGGCCAAGGCUGUCAAGGAGGGACCAGGAUGACAGGUCUGGAAGUAAGGUGGGGCUCAAGUUCACUGCCGACCCUUUGCCCCCACCCCAGAGUCUAAGGAUGAAGCCCAGUUCCUCUGGAAACAAUGAGGCUGCGAGAGGGUCUGGCGGCCCAGACCCCAACAGAGACUGCGUUGGCAGCCAGGUGCUCAGUCCUUCCAGCCCUUCUCAGCACAAGGCCGCCAGGAAUGGCGUGACCUUAGUCAUCGUGGCCAAGAAAAUCCCCAAGAAGGUUCCAGUGGCCUCGGAUUACCCAGAAGGUGGGAAGAGAAAGAGGAGGAGGAAACGCAGACCUCUGGCUAUCAACCUGACCAAUUGCAAGUAUGAGAGUGUGCGCCGGGCUGCCCAGAUGUGCGGCCUGAGGGAAGUGGGGGAGGACGAAGAGUGGACGGUGUACUGGACGGACAGCGCCAUCUCUCUGGAACGCGUCAUGGAAAUGAAGAGGUUUCAGAAAAUCAACCACUUCCCAGGCAUGUCUGAGAUCUGCCGCAAAGACUUGCUGGCCAGGAACCUGAACCGCAUGCAGAAACUGUUCCCCACCCAGUAUAACAUCUUCCCACGCACCUGGUGCCUCCCUGCUGACUACGGGGAAUUCCAGACGUUCGGCCGCAAGCGGAGAAACUGCACAUACAUCUGCAAGCCUGACAGCGGCUGCCAGGGCCGGGGCAUCUUUAUCACCCGCAACCCCCGGGAUAUCAAGCCUGGGGAGCACAUGAUCUGCCAGCAGUACAUUGCCAAGCCCUUCCUCAUCAAUGGCCUCAAGUUUGAUAUGCGGAUCUACGUCCUCAUCACAUCCUGUGACCCGCUGCGGGUCUUCAUGUAUGAGGAGGGCCUGGCUCGCUUCGCCACCAUGCCCUACAAGGAGCCCAGCCACAGCAACCUGGAGGAUGUCUGCAUGCAUUUGACCAACUAUGCCAUCAACAAACACAGCCAGAAUUUUGUCCGUGACGAAACUCUGGGCAGUAAGAGGAAGCUGUCGACACUCAACGCCUGGCUGCGGGAGCACAACUACAACCUUCGAGAGCUGUGGGGCAGCAUCGAGGACAUCAUCGUCAAGACCAUCAUCUCGGCACACUCGGUCCUGCGCCACAAUUACCGCACCUGUUUCCCGCAGUACCUGUGUGGGGCCGUGUGCGCCUGCUUCGAGCUCCUGGGCUUCGACAUCUUGCUGGACCACAAGCUCAAGCCUUGGCUGCUGGAGGUGAACCACUCCCCCAGCUUCACCACUGACUCCCGCCUGGACCGCGAGGUGAAGGACUCCCUGCUCUGCGACACCAUCAGGAUCCUCCGCCUCCGUGGCUGUGACAGGAGGAAGGUGCUGGAGGAGGACAAGCAGCGGAUCAAGGAGCGGCUUCUGACGGGCCACCAGCAGCCGCCGGAGACCAGGAGGGAACACAUGGGUCCCCUGUUCCAGGCCGCCAUGCAAGAGCAGGAGUGCUAUGAAGACUCACACCUGGGGGGUUACCGGCGCAUCUACCCCUGCUCCAACAGCGAGAAGUAUGAGCCCUUCUUUAAGCAGGACAGCUCCCUCUUCCAGGAGACGGUGGCGUCCAAGGCCAGAGAUGCGUGUGCCAGACAGCAGCUGGAGGGGAUCCGACUAAGGCAGGAGCAGCAGAGCUGGGGCAGCCAGAGGCAGAAGGACAAGGAGCAGAGCCAAGGCGAGUCGGCGGGCGAGAAGAGCCAGACCUGGAGAGUGAAGCGCCGUACCCAUACUCCCAGGCAAAGCAGGGCCCACCCCUGGCCCCAGCCCCUGAAGAGGGACAUGGCCGAGCAGAUGCAGCUUGCCCAGGCCAAGCCAUCGUCCUCAGGGCUGAGCCAGCUGUUGCCAACCUCGCUGGACACAGCACAGCCUCAGCUGAUCAUAGAAGAGGAGGAGCUGGAGCGGAUGAAGUGGCUGGCCCAGAGGGAGAGGGUCAUCUACAGUCUGGGCAUCGUGGAGUUGAUCACCCAUCUGCUGAACCCUGGUCAGCAGUGCCAGAAGCCAGAGUGUCGGGAUGUUUGGCUUCCCAUGUCUGUUGCAGAAACCCACGCCAUCAGAAGGCUAGAAGCUAUGAACCAGGCCUUGGCAGCAGCAAUGCCACCUUCCUUAUGCCCUAAGCAGGGCUAUGUCCUGCGGCAGAACAGAGAGACAAGCGGUAGCUCGAGCUAGGAAAGCUGUGUUUGGAGUAGUCAAGGCCUGGCAUCUCACCUCUAGUCCCGGGCUCUACUAGACGCUACUGCUCUGCACCCCCAAACAGAAGAAGCCCACACAACCUCUCCUGGAGACACACCCUUUUUCUGCCUUCUUGAGGCCAGGGGUCUGUGACUGUAUGCAAGCUCAAAGGCCCCCAAAGCUUCAAUGUAACCAGACCUGGAGCGGCGGGAUGAACGUGCUGGCCUGCAAACUGAACCCAGUUUACCUAAGACUGGGCACAGACACCAGGAAUUUAUGCUUCUUUUCCAACUGGCCCAGGCCAAAAAGAGAUGAUGCAGAGCCAGGGU